Molecule: messenger RNA, 1495 nt
Organism: Nymphalis io (European peacock)
Lineage: Eukaryota; Metazoa; Arthropoda; Insecta; Lepidoptera; Nymphalidae
Product: solute carrier family 22 member 13-like
Exons: 8
Coding region: 38-1474 (478 amino acids)
Biological process (GO): transmembrane transport
Cellular component (GO): membrane
Molecular function (GO): transmembrane transporter activity
Source: RefSeq, a predicted model, not a curated record
GAAGGAAAACAAGUGCAAUAAAUGGAAUGUUAAAUUCAUGUGGGUAAUAUGGAUAAAAAAGACGUGGCUCAUUUUUUGCGACCAAAAGACGAAAGUGUUGUCAACGACAAUUAUAUGCAGAUUGGGUCUUAUAUUUGGCUGUAUAAUUUUCGGACUUGUUUCAGAUAAUUUUGGAAGAAAACGAGCUAUUACAAUAGAUGUCUUCGCAGACUUCGGUUUCCGGCUUAUUUUAACAUUUUGCGAUACAGAAAGCUGGUUUAAUCUGUUAAUUUUCUUGAGAUCGCUUUUUGCGAGUGCAAACAUUUAUACGGGCCUUGUAUUAAUAUCUGAAGUAGCUAGCAGCGCUUGGCGAACUUCUUUAAACGCGAUCGUGUCCACCCCACGUCUUCUUGCCAGCAUAUGCUUAGUGCCCUUAGCGAACACCGCCCCUAAUCUAGAAACCUAUAACUCCAUUGCUUGUAUCUUUGACGUAUUACUACUAUUCCUUCUAAGACGGACCCCAGAAUCACCUCAAUGGCUCCUCUAUAACAGAAAAAUUACUCGAGCUGAAAAAAUAUUACAAAAGGCUGCGAAAAUAAAUAGAAUCAAUGUUUGCAGCAACUUCAAAAUAAGACCAGUCAAUCACAGAGCCUAUGAUUGCUUAGAUGAGAGCCAGACAUGCCUGGGUAUUAUCACCAAACAUAACAUAAGAGUAUUAUCCAUAUCAAUGCUAGUAUUUUGGAGUUUGUACUAUUUUUUAUGGAGUUCUUUAUAUAUUCGAAUAUACUCUAAGCAUGAACAGUAUAUAUUGUUAAAACUGCUUACGAUUAUAUCUGCAAUGAUUUUAAUUAAUUCUCUUUUAUACAUAAAAAUGAGGUUAAAAUCUUUACUUGUUUUAAACAUAGGGUUUUUAGGUGCAUGCAACAUAUUACUUGUUUCUAUGGGAUGGUUUAAAGUAAAUCACAUAAUAUCUGAUGUAUUCACCUCUGUAUCCUUAGCGGCUGGUGUGUUAAUACAUGGACUAAUCCUAAACAUUACACCGCGUUUAUUUGCAAUAAACGUACGUUGUACUUUACUCGGAUGCUGUCAUGCCAGUGGACAAUUGGGUAGUAUUAUUUGCUACCUCACAGUAUACUUUCAUGCUUUUGAAGAUAUUGUACUGAUUGUAAUAGAAACUGGACUAGCCAUUGGAUUAUUACUUUUAUGCUACAUGAUUCCUGACGUAGAUAGAAGGGAACUACCAGAUAUUAUGGAAGAUAUGGAUUAUUUUUCAGAGUUAUCAAAACCUCUUCGAUGGGCGACUCAAAAAACAAAUUCUCCAUCAAAUGAAGAAUUAGAGAUAAGAGUCUACUCAUUCGGCAGCACGGGACAAAAUUAUUCUGCUAACAAUCGUCACAAUGAACGACUUCCGGCUCAAAGAAUUGGAUUCAGACAAUUCCUUCUACCAUUAUUUCAAAGAUUUAUGAAGAAUACUCGGAGAAUAUUUCAAGUUUAAUAGUUAUGAGUACUUGACUAU